Messenger RNA from Vicia faba (fava bean), 687 nucleotides. Lineage: Eukaryota; Viridiplantae; Streptophyta; Magnoliopsida; Fabales; Fabaceae. The record is from the annotation of a GenBank genome assembly.
AUGUCUUUGGUAUUGAAAAACAAAUAUUGGAUUCUGAGACAUGGCAAGAGCAUUCCCAACGAACAAGGCAUCAUUGUUUCCUCUAUCGAAAAUGGCACGCGUCCUGAAUUUCAAUUAGCCUCUGACGGAGUUAAUCAAGCACAGCUCGCUGGAAUUUCAUUUCGAAAGGAACUAGAGACUAAUAAUAUACCUCUUGCUAAUGUGCGCAUAUGUUACUCCCCUUUUUCAAGAACAAGUCAUACCGCAAAAGUUGUUGCUACUGAAUUGAACAUUCCUUUUGAAUUUGAUGCAGCAUCUCAGUGUAAGGUGAUCGAUGAUCUUCGAGAGCGGUAUUUUGGUCCUUCCUUUGAGCUUUUAUCUCAUGAUAAAUAUGCAGAGAUUUGGGAAUUAGAUGCGAAAGAUCCUUUUGUUGGGCCAGAAGGAGGUGAAAGCGUUAAGGAUGUUGCUGGUAGGCUUUCAAGAACAAUGGACGUUAUUGAAUCAGAAUUUGAAGGAUGUGCAAUUUUGAUUGUCAGCCACGGGGAUCCUCUGCAAAUCUUGCAAACAGUUCUGCAUGCAGCUAAUAAUCAUAAGGAACUGACUUCUGAUGACUUGGUUUCAAUAUUAGCGGCAGUUCAGGUGGCACCAAUCUUGUCCCAGCAUCGGCAAUACGCACUGAAUACUGGAGAACUCAGGAGAGUCAUUUGA